Messenger RNA from Brassica napus (rape), 589 nucleotides. Its product is annotated as membrane magnesium transporter. The transcript is spliced from 4 exons. The coding region runs from base 170 to 484 and encodes 104 amino acids. Gene Ontology annotation, cellular component: EMC complex; Golgi apparatus; early endosome. The record is from RefSeq and is a predicted model, not a curated record. NCBI's taxonomy places the organism in Eukaryota, Viridiplantae, Streptophyta, Magnoliopsida, Brassicales, Brassicaceae.
ACUACGUGCCGUCUUAUUCUCCUCUGUAUUAGACGUUCCGUCGUUUGCUACUAUGAGCUUUUCCAUGUUAUAACUACCUGCCGGUUCCAAACUCGAGUGGGAUCGUCUUCUAUUUCAUCGGCGAGACAAAACCAGAUCGGGAUUCUCUCUCUUAUACCCAACGCAAGACAUGAAUCUAGGCUUCGUAAUUGGAGUAAUCGGCGUCCUGAUUCUCUCCCACGCCGCUUAUUCAACAAUCCAAUAUAGAGGAUUGUUGAAGAUCACGGAGGAAGAGUUCACCGGACCUCCCUUGAAUGUUGUUCUGGAGUUGAUCGUGGGACUAGCUCUUUGUAUGUGGGCUGCUUUGACUUUCCCUGGGAAGUUCCUCUCCAUUCACCCUGACUCUGAUGAAAACAGGGCGGUUUCUUUACCAGAUAACUCUGAUUUCAUGAUAUUCAAUCACCGUGGCCGCCUCUUCCCACCAGAGAUCACCAUGAAGUUUUGAUUUUUCCUCCUUUUUUUUUUUUAUAUCGGACUUCUUAGUCAAACACUCAUCUGUCCACUGUAAUGAGAUGUUGUUUCCAUUGAUAUUCUAAGUGAUUUCCAUCGA